AGCUUUUAUUACUCCCAGAUACAGUCGACCGCACAGGAGAAAGAAGCUAAAGAAAUGAACACUUUCAGAGAUAUUGUCACAGACCGCUAAAGAACCACUCCAAAUCGGUCAAUGGCUACAAUAACAAUGGAUUCUGGGAUAAUUUACACAUAAUCUUUUUAUAUCUUCUUACAUUUUUUGUGGCUGCCCAGCAAGCAAGAACAGAGGCCUUUGUGACUACCAUGGCUCUUCAGCUGCUUGGGUUCUUCCUGGGUAUGCUGGGUUUUCUUGGUACAGUAGCAGCAACAGUGCUUCCCCAUUGGCGCUGCUCUGCCUACGUGGACACCAACAUUAUAACCGCCGUCUCCUAUAUGAAGGGCCUGUGGAUGGAAUGUGUAUCACAUAGCACAGGCAUCUACCAGUGUGAGCUGCACCGAUCCCUCCUGGCUCUUCCGUCAGAUCUUCAGGCCGCCCGAGCACUAAUGGUGCUCUCUUGUGUCACCAGCACCUUAGCUGUCCUUCUAGCUGUCAUGGGGAUGAAGUGUACUCAGUGUGCCCAUGCUCUAUCCACCAAGAAUGGCCUGCUGUUGGGGGGAGGUGUUUGCUUCCUCAGCGCAGGUUUACUCUGCUUGAUCCCAGUGUCAUGGACAACCCAUAGCAUUAUUCAGGACUUCUAUAACCCCUUCCUGCCCAGUGCGUUGAAGUAUGAGAUCGGCCAGGCUAUUUUUGUGGGAUACACCUCAUCCUGCCUGAGUCUGAUUGGGGCCUUUACUCUCUGCUGUAGCACCAAUAGGCAGCAGCAGCCAACGAGAUACCCCCCUCCCCACCAAAUGGUUGGAUUUCCCUCAGCACCUUCUCCACCCCCUGCUGUACUGGCCGCUGCUCCGUCCUACAGGCCCCCAGAAGCACUGAGGGGCAAUUGUGUCCCCUCAGUUCUCUCUGUCUCCCAAGGUGGCUACAGGCUCAAUGACUUUUUCUAAUAUACAUAGUAAUAUAUACUAAUAUUAUUUCAUUAAGGCUCCUCAUCACUUUCCACUUAUCUUUGAUUUAUGUCAGAAAUCAACCUUGUUGGAUUUGUAUGAUGAAGAAAUAAAAGUAUGUGUAAACAAAUUACCAGAUGAUGGCUCUUCCUCAAUACAAAUACAGAUUUUCAGAAGCAUAUUUGCAAUGCUGAAUUGAAGAAUGGCUGGAGUAGCAAUUUUUUCCAAAAAGAUUCAAUAGCAUAUACGUUAUACCUAAGUUAGGGAAUAUUUUAAUUGGAGCUGAGAGUUUAUCAGACAGCAUUGUCUUAAUUGGAAUAAUAAUUACUUUUGAUGCAAACUAAAGAAAUCUAAUGUUAUUCAGGCCAUGUGACGCCGACCAAAGAAAUGUCUGAAGUGAUGUAAUGUCAUGAAACGUAGUAUUUUUGGACAGCAGCUCCAACAUAAACUUUGAUUAACACAUUUUAAACCCUGAUUCCAUUUCUUUGGUUUUACUGUUUAAAAUUGAUUUAUUCUUCCUCUUUUGCCUGCCUCCGUAUUUCAAGAAUUGAGUUAUAC
Gadus chalcogrammus (walleye pollock) is the source of this 1517-nucleotide messenger RNA. Its product is annotated as claudin-14-like. Bases 222 to 959 code for a protein of 245 amino acids. Gene Ontology annotation, biological process: bicellular tight junction assembly; cell adhesion. Gene Ontology annotation, cellular component: bicellular tight junction; plasma membrane. Lineage: Eukaryota; Metazoa; Chordata; Actinopteri; Gadiformes; Gadidae. Gene Ontology annotation, molecular function: structural molecule activity. The transcript is spliced from 2 exons. The record is from RefSeq and is a predicted model, not a curated record.